This is a messenger RNA of Fusarium vanettenii 77-13-4, 1788 nucleotides long. RefSeq lists its product as uncharacterized. The transcript is spliced from 4 exons. Gene Ontology annotation, molecular function: zinc ion binding; nucleic acid binding. Lineage: Eukaryota; Fungi; Ascomycota; Sordariomycetes; Hypocreales; Nectriaceae. The coding region runs from base 1 to 1788 and encodes 595 amino acids. The record is from RefSeq and is a predicted model, not a curated record.
AUGUCUAGCGACGAUGAGGCUGCCCCGGUCAGCAAAAAGAGGUCACUGGACGAUGCUCACGAUUCACCGUCGACAACGGCUCCCGAGUCGAAACGCUUGAAGACUGAUCUGACAGCAACUGCCGGAUCAGAACCUGCAGGAGUGAAAGCAGAGGAUGCCCAAGAUGCCCAAGUCGCAAGUACACCGAGUGAGUCGGCGCUUGAGGGUUCAGGUGAAAUACCUGUCUAUAAGCGAGGCGAGCUUAGUUUCCAGGUUCCUGGUCUCACUGGCAAACAGGGCUCCUGGCUGAAUCGGUUCAAGGACUGGGUGCGGGCUUUUCAAGACCUCAACUCUGAACAGAGUCAUGCUAUCUCGUCUUCCUUGACCCAAGCCGCGUAUGCUAACUAUAUCGAGCACCAUGCGGGCUUGAAGCCCAAGAAGCGACGAAGUGCUAAGCAGGUAGCGAAAGAGUUUGAGAGCACAGGCGAGUUAGCUGCUCUUCUGGAGAGCCUCCAGCCAUCGAAGCCUAAGGGAGCUUCGCAGGGAACACUUGACAGUUGGCUGGCUAAACAGCCCAACAAAGAAACUGGCCGCAAACGCAAACACUCGCGCACUUCUAGUAUCAGCGAGGGCGAGAUUGCGGACGACGGAGAUGCGGCCGACUCUGAGAGCGAAGUCGAAUACGAACCUACCCUGAGCAAACAGGAGCAGGGCGGAAAGGCCGCGUCAAACACAAACGAAGGGGCGUCGUCAUCCUUGGACAAAGAGCAAACAUCGGAGUCUUCAGACAAGCACAAUGCGCCAAUCGAUACCCAGAGAAACGUCCCCUCUGGAUCGGAAGCGUUGGAGCAGCAGCGCAUAUAUUUCCCCUCGGCCACUGAUCCUACUCAGAUGUGUCUGCUCUGCGGUCGGAGUACGCACCUGGCACCCAGUUGCCCAACGCUAAUAUGCUCAUCUUGUGGAAGUCUGGAACAUGCAGACAUCUGCUGCCCCACGAGGCAAAGAUGCGACAAGUGCCGCCAACUGGGCCAUGGGGCAGCUCAUUGCACCGAGAAGCUGGCAUUGACCAAGGAGGAAGGACUUGCUUGUGCAGUGUGCAGUUCGGCAGACCACCUUGAGGAACAAUGCACACUGCUAUGGCGAUCGUUUCACCCAGACGCGUUGACGAUCAAGAAGGUUGUGUCUAUCCCAGCGUCCUGCUCCCUUUGUGGGAGUGAUAUGCACUUCUCCGCUGAUUGCAAGCGCCGUCGCGAUAUUGUGCCCAACCCUACCUGGUCGAUCGAGAACCGCGACCAAUACAUUGACCCUGAAUGUGGCUUGGCUGCUAUCGAGGAUACAACGGGAGGGCUGCAAACCGGCAAGACGACGCGCGCUCCCGAGCUCAAGAUCCGCGGCCACGCUGCGCGGACGACAAACGUUCACUACUCAGAAAGUGAUGACUCGGAUGUAGAGUUUCUGGGCCACAGGCCUAUCAAGCAGAAAACACAACUGGGACAGAUUCGGAUGGCCAGUAAUAUUCAGAUGCCGCAGAACGGGAACUCCCAAAAUGGCAGACCGGGGAGAGCUUACGGGCAACCUCCUCCGCCAGGCGUUUCGUCGUACGGAUCGCAGCCAUCAGCGCCUCCCCCAUCGCUUCCUCGAAAACCUCCCACAAGGGACUACCGCAAUGUACCCCCACCACCUCAGCAGGGCUCCCGUGGACAGCCAAACAACGGCAACGCGCCUCAGGGGCCAAGGCCUAGAGGAGGUGGGCGUGGCGGACGCGGUGGACGAGGAGGUCGUGGACGAGGUAGGGGCAGGGGAAAAUAG